GCUUCUAAAGAUUGUUGCGACAUUCUAUAAAAUUUAAAAAGAAAUCAGGUCUCCCAUUUGGUGGACAUUGAUUUCUUAAAUUGUUAUUAUUUUAUUAAAUUUUCUUACCUGUCUUAAUAUCCAUUGGCUUCAAUGGCUGGCGGACGUCUAGAAGUAUACUGGUCGCCAAACAGUCCCGACAAAUUCCUUACGUGGGGGAGUGAUUUUUCGCUAUAUCAAGUCAAAAAUACUUCCGGCAGAGAUGACAUCGCCUCGGCACACCACUUUCAGAUAUCAAGUAACAGUAGGGCAUACCAACUGGGUUCGUUCACAGAUGUGGCAUUUGCUAAGUGCCUGGCAUGGCUCCCAGUACCAGAGUUGGAAGGAGUUAUUGCUAUGGGCCAGACAAAUGGAAGAAUUUUGUUGACUUCUCUGCUUGGACCUGGAGAAACUUCACCUUUUCAUGGAAAAGAAUAUGCAUCAAAGCAUAACAGACAGUGCAAUGCAUUAUCAUGGAGUCUAGCAGAAUCUUACAUUCUUGCCGCUGGUUUCGACAAACAUAGAUCUGAACAUGGCUUAAUACUCUGGGAUGUGACUAAAGGUGGAAAUGAGAGUAACAGACCUAUCAUGGAGAUGGCAUUUGGAGACACUAUUACAUCUGUCACAUGGUUCAAUCACUCACAUACUAUGGCAACUGGUGUCAACAACAAGCAGCUUCGCCUAUAUGACUUUAGAGAUGGAACUAAACAUACAAGCUCAACGAAUACCCGCGCAGUUUUUUCGAUCGUUCAGGAUCCAUUCGUCAACCACAGAAUUGCAUCAUACAGUGACACUUCCGUAUGUAUUUGGGAUGUAAGGAAUUUUGAGAAGCCCGUGCUGUCACUGCAACAAAACAAAGUUGUUUCGAAAAUUUCAUGGUGCCCUACGCAUCAUAGUUUCUUGGGAGUCUUAUGCAAAGAGAGCACAUCACUGUCCUUGUAUGAUAUUCAGAAUGCAAAUGGCGUAGCAGCGGAGGAAAUGGAACCAAUCCCAUUGGAACGUGGCCUGAUUUUGACAGAAAACAGUGAAACUAUUUCUUCUUUUGCGUGGCAUUUAAAUGAGGAAAAUCGAUUACUCUACUCAACGUCAUCAGUCAAUAUUAAGGAACAUCUUGUUGUAGACCGAAUCACACUGAAUUGGUCCCCGUCAAGUAAGCUAGUGUGGAAUUGUGGUAAAAAAAUAUUGCAGUACAUUGAUGAAACUGAUAGUGUCUACGGCAGGUUCAGUGAUUUUUCCGUAAUAAUGCGCAAAAGAGCGGUUGAGGGAUACGGACUUGAGGCUGAUUUUAAACCUGAUUCAGAACUAAUGCAGGACGUAACGACAAGAGAGCUUUGGUGUUGGGUUGAUACAUGUCGAAAGUUAACUCAGUCAGGAAAUCUGCUCGGAAUGAAUUUCAUGGGUAUUAGGUCUGCCUUGCGUUUGGAUACGGAUGGAGUUAUGAAGUCAGAAAUGUUACAAGUCUCUUGGAAUGGAGUGGAAUCGGCAAAAAUUUCACCUAUUACUGUUUACAGGAGCGAGGAGAGAAAUCAGGCAUUGCGCCUGUGUGGUUGGCCUCACGAUCCUGCAAACCCCAUCCUAGGGCCACUUUUAGAAAAACUUCAGGCAGACGGGCAGGUCUCUCGAGCAGCUGCUCUGGCAGUUUUUCACAUGAAGAUACGUAAAGCCAUAAAAAUUCUGACACGUAGUGGUGUACAGAAAAAUCAGGUGUCCUACCAGUUAGUUGCCCUUGCCUUAGCAGGCUUUACGGAUAAUCGAGAAACGCUAUGGCAACAAGAAAUCAGCAGUAUGCAAAAGAAUGCCUUAGACGAUCCAUAUUUGAGGGCUACAUUUGCCUUUUUAACAAGUCCAUCCGAAAAAUAUGAAUCUGUCUUGAAUGAAACCGGGAUAAGUGUUCGAGAUCGCGUUGGCUUCGCCUGCAAUUUUUUGUCUGAUACCCAUCUCAGCGAGUUCAUCGAGUACCUCAAUCGCAAGUUGACAAACGAAGGAAAUUUGGACGGGAUGCUUCUAACGGGUCUGUCAACUGACGGAUUGAACUUACUUCAGAGCCAUGUUGACAAAUCUGGUGACAUUCAGACAGUUAGCCUCCUUAGUUUACAUGCAUCCAACCAUGAGGUUAGCAAAGACGGGCGCAUGCAACAAUGGGUCAACAGCUACCGCUCUCUACUUGACAGCUGGAGGUUAUGGACGCAACGAGCAAAAUUUGAUGUUCAGUUUUACAAAGGCAAUCCUUCUAGCACUGAAAAGCCUCCACAACAGGUCUACGUUUCUUGCAAUUACUGCGGCAAAAGUAUUUCAGUCUUCUCUGGUGGUAAAGGCAAGUUACCCUUAAAUAGGACCAACCCAAACGUGAAAUCUAAGUUGACUGGCUGCCCGAAUUGCCGGAAUCCUUUGCCUCGUUGUGCCGUUUGCAUGAUGCAUCUUGGAAGUCCACUAGCUUCAUGGGGAGGACCUACUGAACAUAUAUCCAAAAAACCGAGCAUUAACGUUGCAUCUGGCGUCUCAGGUGUGACGUCUAAGAAAAGUCACCCGUUCGCUUCGUGGAUUCUUUGGUGCCAAACAUGUCGUCAUGGAGGACAUAGCGCUCAUUUAUUAGAAUGGUUCGGAGAACACAGCGAGUGUCCCGUUACUGGUUGUUCGUGUCGAUGCCUCAAUCUCGAUACAAUAGGCCACCACAUUCCUGUGAUUGCUAACGGGCAUGACUGAAUGACGCUUUCCAGGGCGAGGAUUUAAGUUGCGUCUUAUCGGUUAUCGUCCACUUUCGUACUGAACUAUUUUUAGGUAGGCAAAUUUUGUACAGUUUUGUCUUUACUAUUGCCUGUGUUAAUAAUUUGUCCUCAUCUGACCGUUGUUGGUUGACCGUUUUUCUUUUUCCACUUCACACUUAAACGAACUUUCAAUAAAGCCUGUGAUUGAGCGUA
Messenger RNA from Daphnia carinata, 2936 nucleotides. It is a transcript of the gene mio, whose product is annotated as GATOR complex protein MIOS-A-like. NCBI's taxonomy places the organism in Eukaryota, Metazoa, Arthropoda, Branchiopoda, Diplostraca, Daphniidae. Gene Ontology annotation, biological process: positive regulation of TORC1 signaling; cellular response to amino acid starvation. Gene Ontology annotation, molecular function: protein binding. The coding region runs from base 133 to 2721 and encodes 862 amino acids. The transcript is spliced from 12 exons. Gene Ontology annotation, cellular component: cytoplasm. The record is from RefSeq and is a predicted model, not a curated record.